UCAAAAUUUCCUCUCCCUCUCUCUAUAUUUCCGAACCGAUAAAAAAUGGCUUUAACGCUUCAUUCUUCAUCUUCGUUUAUCAAUGCAAUAGACAUAAAAACCUUAAAAACACAAGAAGAAUCCUUAAUAGGAUCCAUCUCUUAUGCUCAGCUAAACUCAUCAACAUGUCGUCUACGUGUGAAAAGCUCAAUAAAGAUCGAACCCGUAUCAAGUGAUAACAAGUCUCAUACGUCGAUUUUCGAUGGGAAGAGAGAACAUGAGAUAUUGGAGAAGUUUCAUGGACUAUCAGGUGGUCGGAAGACGGGUUCAGGUGUGCCGGUUUUUGUUAUGUUACCACUUGAUACGGUGUCGAUUGGUGGGAAUCUGAACAGAGCAAGAGCCAUGAAUGCUAGUUUGAUGGCAUUGAAAAGUGCAGGAGUUGAAGGAGUUAUGGUUGAUGCAUGGUGGGGUUUGGUCGAGAAAGAUGGACCAUCCAAAUACAAUUGGAAUGGUUAUAUUGAGCUUAUUCAAAUGGUUCAAAAACAUGGUUUGAAGAUUCAAGUUGUCAUGUCUUUUCAUCAGUGUGGAGGAAAUGUUGGAGAUUCUUGCAGUAUUCCUUUACCACCAUGGGUACUAGAAGAAAUCAGCAAAAACCCUGAUCUCGUAUACACAGACAAAUCUGGUAGAAGAAAUCCUGAAUACAUAUCACUAGGUUGUGAUUCAUUACCUGUUCUUAAAGGUAGAACACCCAUCCAGGUCUAUUCUGAUUUCAUGAGAAGCUUUCGUGAAACAUUCUCAGAUUAUCUUGGAGGAGUCAUUGUGGAAGUACAAGUAGGAAUGGGCCCUUGUGGAGAGCUAAGGUACCCAUCUUAUCCAGAGAGCAGUGGAACUUGGAGAUUUCCUGGAAUAGGAGAGUUCCAAUGUUAUGACAAGUACAUGAGAGCUUCUCUGAAAGCGGCAUCAGUAGCAAUCAAAAAUGAAAAAUGGGGAAUAAGUGGACCUCAUGAUUCUGGUAACUACAACCAAUUCCCAGAGGAUACCGGAUUCUUUAAAAGAGAGGGAACCUGGAACACUGAGUACGGUCAGUUUUUUCUAGAAUGGUACUCCGAAAAACUAGUUGAACACGGUGAUCAACUGUUAGGAGCUGCAGAGGGGAUUUUCCGAGGGACCGGAGCAAAACUAUCGGGCAAAGUAGCUGGUAUUCACUGGCAUUAUGGAACUAGAGCACACGCAGCUGAAUUAACUGCUGGUUAUUACAACACCAGGAAUAGAGAUGGAUACUUGACUAUUGCUCGAAUGAUGGCUAAGAGAGGUGUUGUUCUAAACUUUACGUGUAUGGAGAUGAGAGACGGAGAACAACCUGCACAUGCAAAUUGCUCUCCUGAAGGACUAGUAAAGCAAGUCAAAAUGGCAACAAAAACAACUGGAACGGAACUUGCAGGUGAAAAUGCACUGGAAAGGUACGAUGAAAGCGCAUUCGAACAGGUAUUAGCAACGAGCAGGUCAGAUAACGGAAAUGGAUUAACAGCCUUCACAUACUUGAGGAUGAAUAAAAGAUUGUUUGAAGGUGAGAAUUGGAGGAAUUUGGUUGCAUUUGCAAAGAACAUGUCUGAAGGUGGUAGAAAUGUUGGACUCUCUGAAUACGAUACUGGUAAAUCGGAUCUUUAUGUUGGCCUUAUCAUCAAAAAGGAUAAGGAAACUAAGGAAACUGUACUAGUGUAAAGAUUCAUUGUAGUUUCAGAAUGAAUUUUAAAUAGGAAAAAGAUAAGGGAGUAGAGCAAACCAAGCAGUCCAGAGUGAUGCUCUCGACUCCGUAGCGGUACGUCAACCAAAGGAAUAAUUUGAUUCGAAACGAAUGGGAGUCGUUAAUGGCCAUUAACCCUCACAAAACAUCUGAACGCAAUAAUGUUUAGGGCAACAAUAUGCGAGGCACGGGCACCUUUCCACUUGCUUGUGCUCUUUCAGGAAUUCAUACAAAAAGAUAAGCUGACCUCUCUCUUCUCUGUAUCUUUUUGUACAAUGAAGAUAUAUUUGUAAGCUUAAUUAGAAAGAAUUUUUUACGUAUAAUGUAGGAUUAUGUGUGUAAGUAUGUACAGCAUUUGUGAAUGAAUAUUUAUAAAGAAGAUUUUGAGAUUAUCUAUCGUUU
This is a messenger RNA of Papaver somniferum (opium poppy), 2125 nucleotides long. Its product is annotated as beta-amylase 3, chloroplastic-like. Lineage: Eukaryota; Viridiplantae; Streptophyta; Magnoliopsida; Ranunculales; Papaveraceae. Gene Ontology annotation, molecular function: beta-amylase activity. Gene Ontology annotation, biological process: polysaccharide catabolic process. Bases 46 to 1701 code for a protein of 551 amino acids. The transcript has 4 exons. The record is from RefSeq and is a predicted model, not a curated record.